This is a messenger RNA of Panicum hallii, 3370 nucleotides long. Its product is annotated as disease resistance protein RPP13-like. The record is from RefSeq and is a predicted model, not a curated record. Gene Ontology annotation, biological process: defense response to other organism. Gene Ontology annotation, molecular function: ADP binding. The transcript is spliced from 3 exons. Bases 305 to 3196 code for a protein of 963 amino acids. NCBI's taxonomy places the organism in Eukaryota, Viridiplantae, Streptophyta, Magnoliopsida, Poales, Poaceae.
ACCACGUAAAAACCUUUAUUGCUACAAUCACGAACAUUUGAUUUUUUUUUUCACAUACAAUGUUUUUUUUUAUAAUGUUGCAACGACGACGGUGGAGGCAAACUUAGGCAACGGCUACGUCAUCGGCGAGCGAUUUAUGGAGCUUGCCGGGGGUGCUCUGGCAACAAUAUAAUAGACCUCGAUCACUGAAUCACCACGCUCUUGGUUAUACUGAUCUACGCUUGUGUGGUCAUCUCAGGUGACUUCGGAAGGCAGCUCCAGCUUAUUCCGAAGUCAAGGUCGGCCCCUACGGCCAGCUGAAAGCAUGGAGCUCGCCGUCGGCGCCUCCGAGAGCGCCAUGAGCUCGCUGCUGGGCAAGCUCGGCAGCCUCCUUGCCCAGGAGUACACGCUCAUCAGCGGCGUCCGCAGCGAGAUCCAGUACAUGAACGACGAGCUCGCCAGCAUGCACGCCUUCCUCCGCAAGAUCGGGCGCGCCGCCGCGGCCGGAGCCACCCACGACGAGCAGACCAAGGACUGGAUCGAGCAGGUCCGCGACGUCGCCUACGACAUCGAGGACUGCGUGGACGACUUCGCCCACCGCCUCGGCCGCCAGCCCCGCGGCGAGGGCCUGCUCGUCAACCUCCGCCGCACGUGGUACGCCAUGACCACGCUCUGGGCGCGCCGCGACAUCGCCACCAAGAUCAUCGACCUCAAGAACCGUGCGCAGGAUGUCGGCGAGCGCCGCACGAGGUACGGCGUGCAGGACCCCAGCAGGCAGCCCAACUCCGGCCGCAGGUCCAGCCGAACGCCAGCCCGGCCGUACACGGCCGACCACCUGCAGUCACCCAACCCGCGGCUCGUCGGCAUGACGAAGCCGGUGGGGCAGGAGGAGGCCGUCGCCAACCACGGGGAAUGGCUCGCGGAGGCGCGGGCUGACCAGAGGGUUCUUGCCAUCGUCGGAUUCGGCGGGCUCGGCAAGACGACAAUGGCGUUAGAGCUGCAGCGGGUGUUUGGGGAGAAGUUCGAGUCUCGAGCGACGGUGCAGGCGUCGCAGAAACUGAACCUUGAGUCGCUGCUGAGAGAGAUUCUGAAGCAGGUCAUGCCGCAGCAAGAGCCCGAGCGCAAAGGUGACGCCCGCGGCGGCGGCGGCGCCGCCACAGAUAGCCGUACUGAUGGGAUGCAGAGGUGGACCGUGAAGCAGCUUAAGGAGAAGCUCAAAACACAACUCGAGCAAAAGAGGUACUUUCUCUUAGUGGAUGAUGUAUGGUCCGUAUCUUCAUGGACAAAUAUAUGGGAAUCUUUGCCUAAAAAUCAAAAUGGUAGUAGCAUAGUGGUGACUACAAGGUUCAAGUCUGUGGCCAACACCUGCAGCCAUCAACAAGGUCGUAUCCAUAUGCUUAAACCACUCUCUUAUGAGGAGUCCAAAAAACUGUUCUUUGAAAUUAUUCAAGAUCAAGAUCCGGGGCCAGAUGAAUUUAUGAAAAUCAAGGAGGAUAUUAUAAGGAACUGUGGAGGUCUUCCAUUGGCUAUAGUUGUAGUAGCAGGGCUCCUAGCCCGAAGAGACCUAAACAAUGUGAGCCAUUGGAAAACAGUGAAAGAAUCUCUAAAUUCAGAAUUGGACAAGAACCUGAACCCUGAGGGAGUGACGCAAAUUCUUAAUCUAUGCUACAACGACUUGCCAGCUGAUCAGAAAAAUUGUUUGUUGUACUUGAGCAUAUUCCCAAAGGGCUGCAGCAUAAACAGGAGGCGUUUGACAAGGCGAUGGAUAGCUGAAGGUUUCAUUGUUGAGAAGGACGGGAAAACUGUUGAGGAAGUUGCUGAGGACACCUUUAAUGAGCUCAUCAGCAGGAAUAUAGUUCGGCCAGUGGACCACAGCAGCAACGGAAAUGUGAAGGCUUGCCAAGUUCAUGAUAUGAUCCUUGAAUAUAUUUUGUUUAAGUCAAGUGAAGAGAAUUUCAUCACUGUAGUUGGAGGCCACUGGCUCACACCAACACCAAGCAACAAAGUCCGCCGCCUUUCACUGCAUAGCAGCAAUCCAGAGGAUGCAAAAGACAAAAUAGAAACCAUGAACUUGUCACAUGUCCGGUCAUUAACAGUGUUUGAGAAUUUACACCAGCUGCCUUCUUACUCAUUGAAGUCUGGAAUACUACAGGUGCUUGAUCUGGAAGGUUGCAAGAGCUUAAAUACUAGUCAGCUGGACAAAUUGUGCAAGAUGUUUCAUUUGAAAUAUCUGAGCCUACGCAGGGCAUACAUCAAGAAGCUCCCAGCAGAAAUAGGAAAACUUCAAUAUUUGGAGACACUGGAUAUUAGGGAGACAGACGUGAUGGAGUUGCCUUUAUCUGUUGGGCGGCUCCAAAAAAUGGUCCAUCUGCUUGGUGGCAAUAAAUCCACCCGUCGUGCCUUGAGAUUCACUGAAGUAAUUGCAAAGAUGACAGCAUUACAGACACUGUCAGGGAUUGAGAUAAGUAAGAGCUCAACUCCAGACCUUGGAAGCAUGCAUAACCUCACCAAACUGAAGAAGUUAAGCAUCCUCAAUAUUAGAGACCUUCAUGCAAACAGCCAAAAGUAUGAUGAUUUACUCUCUGCCAUUGAGUACCUUAGUGGCUUCUCACUAAAGUCUCUUGCAAUUGAUGAUGGUUUCACUGGCUUUCUUGAUUCAAUUGAGGAUCUAUCCACUCCCCCAAAAUACAUCCACUCACUUGAGCUUUCUGGCAAACUGACUCGUGUGCCUGGAUGGAUCAAGGAGCUGGAAACUCUUGAGAAGUUAACUUUGUCAUUGACUUCGUUGGGGACGGAUAUGUUUCUAGAACUUUCCCAGCUUCCUUUGUUGUUUUCUCUCACAUUUUCAGUAAAUGCAAAAGGACAGGAUCACAAUCUCGUGGAGAUUCUUCAUAAGAACACAAUGGAUUCAGGAGGCAAGAUCUUUGUUCCGGCUGGUGGAUUUGGGAGUCUUAAACUACUCAGGUUCUCAUCACCGGUGAUGCCACUGCUGAGCUUCCUAGAAUGGGCAAUGCCGGCGCUUCAAAGACUAGAGCUACAGUUCAGGCUACUGGAAGGUGCUUAUAGUCUGGAGAACCUUAAAAGUCUUCAGCAAGUGCACCUUAGAGUCAGCCAGAAGGCUUCUGAAGCUACCAAGGUGAAGGUGUCUGAUAUCAGGACUUCAGUAAGUAAGCAUCCAAAUAACCCCACAGUGGUAGCUGAUGAGUACUAUGAAUGAUCAAAGCUGAAAGAUUGUUGUAUUUUUCAUCCUACAAGCAGCAGUAUCUGCAAGAAGCUGUGUUGUGUGAACAUGCAUGUUAUUUUUGAGUUUGAAUAAUAGCCCCAUUGGGCUGACUGUCUUGUGUGCAAAAUCUAAACCAAGUUCUUGUAAGUGUCCCAGUUGCUGUAUGAU